UAUCCGCUGCUGCCAGCCACAGCCGCGUCCGCGCGAGGACCCACCCGCUUCCGCUCGCUCGCGCUGCCUCCGCCGGACAAGCUCAAGCUGCUCCGCCAUGGCGGCGUGCCCCGCCGCGACCACGGCUCGCAUUCUGCUGCCCCGCCCCGGCCCCGCCCGAGGCACGGCGACGAAGGCGCGGGCGUCGGGGCUGCGGCAGGUGGAGGGGCCCGUGUCGGAGAGGGCCUACGCGUCCUCAUCCCCUGCUCCCACCCACAAGGUCACCGUCCAUGACCGGCAGAGAGGGGUCGUCCACGAGUUCGUCGUGCCACAGGACCAGUACAUUCUGCACACCGCGGAGGCGCAGGACAUCAGCUUGCCCUUCGCGUGCCGCCAUGGUUGCUGUACUAGCUGCGCCGUUCGGAUAAAAUCAGGACAAAUAAGACAACCUGAAGCACUUGGAAUAUCGGCUGAACUAAAAGAUAAGGGCUAUGCACUAUUGUGUGUUGGUUUUCCAACUUCUGAUGUGGAAGUUGAAACUCAAGAUGAAGAUGAGGUCUACUGGCUCCAGUUUGGGAGAUAUUUCGCUCGAGGGCCUGUCGAAAGAGAUGAUUAUGCAUUGGAGCUUGCAAUGGGAGAUGAGUGAGCUGCGCCUUAAGAGUGGUAAUAUUUCUGGCCGGUAGCUCAUAAUCUUAAAAACUUUCUUUGAAAGCGAAGAAGGGCCUUUUUCCUCAGCUCAAACUAUCCGUCUUUGGUGCUGUUACUCUGUUAGCGGUCGUUUUGGCAUGGGAAAGUAUGGUUUCUUGUAAAAAUUCUGAUUGCUAGUUUGCACCUGACAGACGAGAAACACUACAAUGGGUUACAUGUAAAGUUGUAAAAAGUACUUAGUCACCUAAUCUUGAGUGCGAAUAAUGAAUAAUGAUCACCAGAGCUAUGUGUUUGAGAA
Molecule: messenger RNA, 925 nt
Organism: Oryza brachyantha (malo sina)
Lineage: Eukaryota; Viridiplantae; Streptophyta; Magnoliopsida; Poales; Poaceae
Product: ferredoxin C 2, chloroplastic
Exons: 8
Coding region: 98-625 (175 amino acids)
Biological process (GO): electron transport chain
Molecular function (GO): 2 iron, 2 sulfur cluster binding; electron transfer activity
Source: RefSeq, a predicted model, not a curated record